UCUAUAACGUAACUAAAAAAAUGCAUUCCCAAUUAAUGAAGAAUACAGUAAAUAGUAAAGUGGCAGUAAUUUCCGCAAAAAAAUUUAAUUUCUAGUAAUUUAACUUGUGGGAUUACUUGCCAAUCGUAAUCAAAUAAACCUAAAUUUCUAAAUUAUACACUUUACGGACUUUGGUCGCAGCAGAGCAAAUAAAACAUAAACAAGAGCAUUUCGGAAUUUGUCAAACAUCGAUUACGAAAAAUAAUAAUUGUCAUUAGAGAAAGUUAAAUUACAAGGAUACCGCUUUAUUGGAUAAGUAAUUAAAAAGCAAGGAAAUGGGUUAUCACGAUCGAGACCGUGGACGCCGAGAUCGACAUCGCUCGCGCAGUCGUUCACGUUCGCGUCACCGAGAUCGCUCGCGGCAUCGUAUAAGGAGACGUAAACCCUCACUUUAUUGGGAUGUACCACCGCCAGGAUAUGAACAUAUAACACCAACGCAAUACAAAGCUUUGCAGGCCUCUGGCCAAAUACCAGCAAGUGUUAUACCCGACACCCCACAGGCCGCAGUACCUGUAGUGGGCUCAACUAUAACGCGGCAAGCUCGACGUCUAUACGUAGGCAAUAUUCCUUUCGGUAUAACCGAAGAAGAAAUGAUGGAUUUCUUCAAUCAGCAAAUGCAUUUAAUAGGCUUGGCACAGGCGGAGGGCAAUCCAGUACUUGCAAGUCAGAUAAAUUUAGACAAAAACUUUGCUUUUCUGGAGUUUCGCUCCAUUGACGAGACGACUCAAGCAAUGGCCUUCGAUGGCAUACACCUUCAAGGACAAAGCCUUAAAAUUCGACGACCGCACGAUUACCAACCUAUGCCAGGCAUGACAGACGAACCUACCAUUAAAGCGCCAGUAUCACCUGGCGUCAUAUCUACUGUAGUUCCAGAUUCACCACACAAAAUAUUCAUUGGGGGUCUACCGAACUACUUAAGUGACGAUCAGGUUAAGGAGUUGCUACUAUCCUUCGGGCAGUUGCGUGCUUUCAAUUUGGUGAAGGAUGCUGCAACGGGGUUGAGCAAAGGAUAUGCGUUUUGUGAAUAUGUAGAUUUGAGCGUUACAGACCAAGCUAUUGCUGGCUUAAACGGUAUGCAGUUGGGAGACAAAAAACUAAUAGUACAACGCGCGAGUGUUGGUGCAAAGAAUUCGCAAACUAAUUCCACCUCUGUGGCACCUGUCACCAUCCAGGUGCCUGGUCUAUCAAGUCUCGUCGUAAAUUCUGGGCCACCAACCGAAGUUCUUUGUUUGUUGAAUAUGGUCACACCCGAUGAGUUACGCGACGAAGAUGAAUAUGAAGAUAUUUUGGAGGAUAUCAAAGACGAAUGCAAUAAAUAUGGAGUUGUUCGCAGUGUUGAAAUACCGCGACCCAUUGAGGGCGUUGAUGUGCCCGGUUGUGGUAAAGUAUUUGUCGAAUUCAAUUCAGUUAUGGAUUGUCAAAAAGCACAGCAAGCGCUAACGGGACGCAAAUUCAGUGAUCGCGUUGUAGUGACUUCCUACUUUGAUCCGGAUAAAUAUCAUCGACGUGAAUUUUAAAAAUAAGUUCAAUUGUACUUUGUUUUUUAUAAAUAGUUAUCUCUUUUAAUACUUCAAAAACACCUCAAUAUGCGUUCUUUGUACUUUGUAUCGAAAACAUUAUUUCAUUUUUUGGUCAAUCGGCAGUUUUUCUAGAUGCCUUUCAGUAUUAUGAAUAUCAUUAUGGCACGGUCUCUGUAACUUAGAUAGGCGAGAGGCAUUACAUUCAUCAUAUAAUCAAUAAAAACCAGCCUGUGCAGGCAUUGUUAUUAUGACGGAA
Messenger RNA from Anastrepha ludens (Mexican fruit fly), 1815 nucleotides. RefSeq names its product splicing factor U2AF 50 kDa subunit. Gene Ontology annotation, biological process: mRNA processing. The transcript is spliced from 6 exons. The record is from RefSeq and is a predicted model, not a curated record. The coding region runs from base 315 to 1556 and encodes 413 amino acids. Lineage: Eukaryota; Metazoa; Arthropoda; Insecta; Diptera; Tephritidae. Gene Ontology annotation, cellular component: commitment complex; nuclear speck; nucleus. Gene Ontology annotation, molecular function: poly-pyrimidine tract binding; pre-mRNA 3'-splice site binding.